AUGAUUGAAAAAGCUUAUCCCCAGUUUUGUGUCAUCAGGGAAAUGAAAGAGCCUCACUUGAAUUCCCUUGGAGAAUGUGGGCAAACCAGCCCUGCAACUAUUCCAGACAAAUCUUGUGAUCCUGUGAUGCGUGGGCUCUCACCCAGGUGCCAAAUAAUGGGUGAACUUCUGGGUAGGAGAAUAUACUGCACCAUGGCUGAGUGUGGGGUCACAAGGAUGGUUCUGGGACUUUCAGCCUACUCUACUUUUUAUGUGACUGUAGACAACCUCCUUCCACUGUUUUCUCAUUUUGUUAAGGGAGUUGGGGGCUUGUCUUUAAGGUUCCUCUAUAGGUACUUUGAGUUUCUCUGGCUAGGAGUAAUCCUUGGACCUCUUCUUAUCUCUGGUAGAUACUUUCCUCUGCAGAAGACCAGUUUCUGGAAGAAUAUAGCCCUUCUCUGGCUUUUCUUGCUCUUUUUGGAGAAGACAUCAGCAAAUCUAUCCAUAAAAUUAAGAGAGAAUCCAGGAGUGUGCCCCAGGGAGAGGUUUCACUGUACGACUGAAGUCCAAAACUUGUGUUAUAAUGAUUUUGAUUGCAAGGGACACCAGAAGUGCUGCAAUUUCAAUUGUGGUCUGAAAUGCAUGGAUCCAGACCUAGAACCCUGCUUGUUACCUGUAGACUUAGGAUGUGGUACCGAGAAUAAAAAGCGCUGGUAUUAUGACGCUAAUGAUAAAUCAUGCAAACAAUUUAAAUAUCGAGGCAACCAUGGGAAUAUCAACAACUUUUUUAGCCAAGAAGACUGUGAGAAGGCUUGCUCACUUGUUUUCAAAGAAGGACAGUGUCCAAUCUUCCCUGUCAAGAAACGUGAGAUCUGUCCAGAUUCAUGUAGGAGUGACUACGAUUGCCCCCUCUAUAAAAAGUGCUGUGAAACCGUGUGUGGCUUUUCUUGUGUUAUAGCUUGGACAGUCAAAGAAGGUUACUGCCCAAGAAAGCCCACGAAUUGUCCCAAAAUAGAUAAGCCUACAUGCCUGCAAGAUGUUGAUUGUCCUCUGUCAGAGAAGUGCUGUUCACUUUGUGGUCUAAAGUGUAUGAAUUUCAGAAAAUGA
Molecule: messenger RNA, 1086 nt
Organism: Suncus etruscus (white-toothed pygmy shrew)
Lineage: Eukaryota; Metazoa; Chordata; Mammalia; Eulipotyphla; Soricidae
Product: WAP four-disulfide core domain protein 8-like
Exons: 5
Coding region: 1-1086 (361 amino acids)
Cellular component (GO): extracellular region
Molecular function (GO): serine-type endopeptidase inhibitor activity
Source: RefSeq, a predicted model, not a curated record